UUCCCGGCGUCAAUUUAGUGGCGGGAAAAGCGACGUCUUCUGAACGGCCUUUUCCUGCUGAGUGGUAGCCUUUCCCCUCAACCAGCAAUGGAGGAACAGCCCCAGAUGCAAGCCGCCGACGAGCCCGCGGACUCCGGAGAGGAAGGCGGGGCAGGCGGGCCGCCGCAGGUCGCCGGCGCCCACGCGGCGCCUAGCGAGGACCGCAUGACCCUGCUCCUCAGGCUGAGAGCGCAGACAAAACAACAGCUCUUAGAAUAUAAAUCAAUGAUUGAUGCAAAUGAAGAAAAAACUCCAGAACAAAUUAUGCAAGAAAAGCAAAUCGAAGCUAAAAUUGAAGACCUGGAAAAUGAAAUUGAAGAGGUGAAAAUUUCUUUUGAGAUAAAAAAGCUUGCAUUAGACAGGAUGAGACUUUCAGCUGCACUUAAAAAAAACCUGGAGAAAAUUAGCACCCAGUCUAGUGUGCUCAUGGAUAACAUGAAACACCUAUUAGAGCUAAAUAAAUUAAUAAUGAAAUCACAGCAGGAAUCUUGGGAUUUAGAGGAAAAACUGCUUGAUAUUAGAAAGAAGAGAUUACAAUUAAAACAAGCUUCAGAAAGUAAGCUUUUAGAAAUACAGACUGAAAAGAACAAACAGAAGAUUGAUUUGGACAGUAUGGAAAACUCAGACAGGAUAAAGAUCAUACGACAAAACCUACAGAUGGAGAUAAAAAUUACUACCGUUAUUCAACAUGUGUUCCAGAACCUUAUUUUGGGGAGUAAAGUCAAUUGGGCAGAGGAUCCUGCCCUUAAGGAAAUUGUUCUGCAGCUUGAGAAGAAUGUCGACAUGAUGUAAUAAGAAUUCAUUUCUGACGUAUUUUACAUUUUUGGCAAUCCCAACUCUUAUUUGGAAUAUUUCUGUGCAUUUGUUUGUCCACCAUAAUUUUAGAAAAACAUAUCCAUAACAUUUACAGUUGUACAGUUGUAGUUAGUUAUUUGUAGUGGGAUUGAAAGUAAUUUUUUUCUUUUUGUAUUUCUAUAUUUAGUUUGCUUUUUUUUUUUGAGACGGAGUCUCACUCUGUCACCCCGACUGGAGUGCAGUGGUGCGAUCUCAGCUCAUUGCAACCUCUGCCUCCCGGGUUUAAGCACUUCUCCUGAGUAGCUGGGACUAAAGGUGCACACCGCCAUGCCCGGCUAAUUUUUUGUAUUUUAGCAGAGACAGGGUUUCACCGUGUUGCCCAGGCUGGUCUCGGAACUCGUCAGCUCAGGCAAUCCGCCGCCUCGGCCUACCAAAGUGCUAAGAUUACAGGUGUAAGCCCCUGAACCUGGCCUAGUUUGCAUUUCUUUUCUAUCAGUUUUGCAAGUUAAGGAAUAAAAGGAAUUAAUGUUAA
Messenger RNA from Rhinopithecus roxellana (golden snub-nosed monkey), 1366 nucleotides. RefSeq names its product centromere protein H (gene CENPH). Gene Ontology annotation, molecular function: kinetochore binding. Gene Ontology annotation, biological process: mitotic spindle organization; chromosome segregation; kinetochore assembly. NCBI's taxonomy places the organism in Eukaryota, Metazoa, Chordata, Mammalia, Primates, Cercopithecidae. Bases 88 to 831 code for a protein of 247 amino acids. The transcript is spliced from 9 exons. Gene Ontology annotation, cellular component: nucleus; kinetochore. The record is from RefSeq and is a predicted model, not a curated record.